Molecule: messenger RNA, 942 nt
Organism: Rotaria sordida
Lineage: Eukaryota; Metazoa; Rotifera; Eurotatoria; Philodinida; Philodinidae
Source: the annotation of a GenBank genome assembly
AUGCUGUUAUUUGUUAUUGUUCAACCAAGCUACCAAUACAAUUAUUCAUGUAAUUCAAGUGCAUCAUGUGGAUGUUCAUCUAAUUCAGCAGCAGUUACUCGAAUUGUCGGUGGAGAAUCAGCAGGAACAAGUACUUGGGGUUGGGCUGUAUCUAUUUCUAUAAGAGGUACUUCAUUAUGUGGUGGAGCUAUCUUGUCAAGUUCAUGGAUUAUUACAGCAGCACAUUGUGUAUCUGGAAUCUCAGCAUCACAAGUGACUGUCUAUGCUGGUUCGAAUACUCGAUAUUCUGGUCAAUCUCGAGUUGCAUCUAGUAUAACUGUACAUCCAAGUUAUGUCAAUACUACUAAGGUAAAUGAUAUUGCUUUAAUACGGCUUAGUACUCCGUUAACAAUGUCAAGUUCGACAGUGAAGAUUAUAUGUAUUCCAUAUGUAAGUUCGGCUACGUUACUCGCAGGUGAAUGGGCAUCAGCUGACUUAUACGUUGUGGCUGUAGGAUGGGGUACAUUAUGGGAAGGUGGUUCAUUACCAACAGCUCUUCAACAAGUAACCGUUCAAACUAUUGAUUAUCGUCAAUCUUCUUGCAGAUCUGUGUUAAAUAAUCCAGUAAUGCAAUUUUGUGCGGGAAUUUCUGGUGGUGGUAAAGAUACAUGUCAAGGUGAUUCAGGUGGACCUUUAAUGAUGUUUACAACAAGUAAUCAAUGGGUAUUAGUUGGUGUAACUAGUUAUGGUGUCGGAUGUGCACGUGCAGCUUAUUCUGGUGUUUAUACUCGUGUAGCUUAUUAUCAAAAUUGGAUAAGUACAACAACGAGUGGUGCAUAUACAAAUGCAGCUUCAUCGGAUUCAGCAAAUAUAGAUCCUUUUUCUUCAACUGUUUCACUAACUAUUUCUCAUUUAUUGCUUCUUCUUCCACAACUAAUUUGCAUCAAAAUUUAUUUAACAUAA